AUGCUUGCAUUAGAAAAUAUAUUUUCUCAUAAACGAAUUCAUACCGGUGAAAAGAGUUUUUUAUGUGAUUUUUGUGGUAAAGCAUUUCGAUAUCAAAAUAAUUUAGUGGAACAUAAACGAAUUCAUACAGGAGAAAAACCAUAUACGUGCGAUGUCUGUCAUAAACCAUUUACCACUCAUAACGAUUUAGUUAAACAUAAACGAAAACAUACUGGCGAGAAACCUUACACAUGUGAUGUUUGUGCGAAAUCAUUCACACAAAAAGGUAAUUUAAUUAGGCAUCAACGAAUUCAUACCGGAGAGAGACCAUUUUCCUGUAAUAUAUGCGAGAAAUCAUUCUCAACACAACAUGUUUUAGUCAGACAUAGACGGCUUCAUACUGGAGAAGAACAUGUUCAAAGUGAAGUUCGUGAUAAAACAUUCGUUAGUCAUAUUAAUUUACUAGAAAAUCAACGGCUUCAAUCUGGAGUGGAUUUACGUUUUCCAUAUGAUUUACCAUUUAACCAGAAACAACAUUUAAUUGAAAAUAGACAAAUUCCGACUGGAAUAAAUUCCUUUGCAUAUAUUGGUAGUACGAGCACUAGCGGGGAAAAGUCUGAGACUACGCAAGUUGAAUUACCAAGUUCUUACAUUUCAGUUCCUGAAAAUUCACGACCCACUUUUAGCUCAUUUAUUCCACCGCCUGAUAAUUCACAUCCUUCAGUUGAUACCACUAUCCAUUCUGUUGAAAGCGUAAAAAGGGAGCAACAAAUAAAUACAGAAUCUAUAAUCAAAGAUGAAAAUAUUAAAAUAGAGCAACAAUUUAAUUCAGAUGUUAAAAUUAAAGAGGAAGUUUUAAAAGAAAAUGUUGUACCUGAACAUAAAGAAAGUCAUACUAAGAACAGAUCUUUUUCGUAUGAUGUUUUCGAUAGUUGUAGCGAAGGGGAUAUGGAUCCAGGUCCAUCAAGUCCAUUCAUUGCAUCUCCCGAUAAUUCUCAUGCCUCUGCCCAAUCUUUCGAAGAUACAAAAACUGAUCAAAAAUUCGAAUUAACAGUUAAGGAUGAAGAUAUUACAAUUGAAGAUAAUUUUGAAAGUGAGGGACAAAAAGAUGUCGAAGAAAAAUCUUACUCCUGUGAUGUGUGUGAGAAAACGUUUAUCAAACGUAGAAAUUUACGUAGGCAUAAACGACUUAUUCAUAAUAAAAAUAAAACUUUUCCAUGUGAUGAUUGCGAUAAAGUAUUUAAAAAAGAAAGAGAUUUGAUUAUUCAUGAGCGGGAUCAUACUGGAGAAACAUGUUUUUCAUGCGCUGAAUGUGGGAAAACAUUUACGAAUACAAAAAAUUUACGUAGACAUCAAAAACUGCAUAGAGGAGAAAAAAGAUUUGCAUGUGAUGUUUGCGAUAGAGCAUUUACAUUCCAUAGGAAUUUGAUUGAACAUAAACGAAUUCAUACUGGAGAUAAACCUUUUGCUUGUGAUAUUUGUGAAAAAACAUUUACGAUCAAUCGAAGUUUAGUCGAGCAUAAACGAAUGCAUGCUGGAGACAGGCCAUUCGCUUGUGAUCUUUGUGAUAAAGCAUUUACCAGUAAUAGAAGUUUAACUGCACAUAAAGGUAUUCAUACUGGCAAAAAACCUCACUUAUGUGAAGAAUGUGGACGAGGAUUUUCCAAAAUGCUCGAUCUACAACGCCAUAAACGAAUACAUACCGGGGAAAGACCAUUUACAUGCGAUUAUUGUGGUAAGACCUUUAUAAAUCGUUGCAAUUUAGUAGAACAUAGACGAAUUCAUACGGGUGAGAAACCAUUUACAUGUACAGUUUGUUCGAAAUCAUUUACACAACAGCGAAGUUUAAAUAUACACAGGGUAACACAUACCAAGGAGAGAGCUUUUGCAUGUACUGUUUGUGAUAAAACAUUUGGUUAUAAAUCCAGUUUAGUGGAACAUGAACGAAUUAUACAUAAUGGUGAAAAACGUUUUACAUGUGAUAUUUGUAAUAAAAAAUUCCCUAGACAAAAUUAUUUGGUUAAACAUCGAAGAAUACAUACUCGAGAACCAGAAAUACAGUUACAUUCAUGCGAUAUUUGUUUUAAACAAUUUUCACGACCAAAUCAUUUGGCUAAUCAUAAGAAAUCUCACAUUGAAAAAGCUGUAAAAACAUUUUUGAAAAAAGGCCAUGAUUUAUAUGAUGUUAAUGUAAAAGGUGGCGAAUAUUACUUUUUCCCGAAGCGGCUAAAUAGCUAG
Molecule: messenger RNA, 2217 nt
Organism: Chrysoperla carnea
Lineage: Eukaryota; Metazoa; Arthropoda; Insecta; Neuroptera; Chrysopidae
Product: zinc finger protein 2 homolog
Exons: 3
Coding region: 1-2217 (738 amino acids)
Biological process (GO): regulation of transcription by RNA polymerase II
Molecular function (GO): DNA-binding transcription factor activity, RNA polymerase II-specific; RNA polymerase II cis-regulatory region sequence-specific DNA binding
Source: RefSeq, a predicted model, not a curated record